AUGCAGCCAAUCUUCAAUGCUAUACUUCAAAAUGACCUUCCAGCUUUUCUGAGUUUGGUAGAAGAGAGAGGAUCCUCGCUGGAGGAGAGAACCGAUGAGGAACACCUGAACGACACGGUUUUACACGUGGCUGUGAAGCUUGGUCACGGAGAACUCGUCUCCAAGAUCAUUGAUCACCGACCUUCGCUAGUUUGUUCGCUAAACGCGGAGGGAAACACACCGUUGCAUCUUGCUGCUCUCCUUGGAGACGUGGACAUAGUAAUGCAGAUGUUAGAGACUGGAGUAGAAGCGUCGUGUACUGCACGAAACAACAACAAUGACACACCUCUACACUUAGCUUGCCGUAGCAUUUCCAUGGAGGCUGCCAAACUCAUUGCGGAAAAGACAAAUUCAGUUGAUCUUGGUGAACUCAAAUAUGCCAUAUCAAGUGGAUCCACAUGUGUUGCAAAUAUUAUACUGGAGAGAUUCCCAGACUUAGCUAGGGAGGAAGCUUGGCCUGUCCAAGGCGGCUCGCUAUCAACGCUAUUACAUCAUGCGUGUGACAAAGGAGACCUUGAAUUAACAAGAAUAUUGUUAGGGCUCGAUCAAAGACUAGAUGAAGCUCUAAACACCAACGGUUUAUCACCUCUGCACCUGGCAGUCCUCAGAGGCUCGGUUGUAAUCCUGGAGGAGUUCUUGAACAAGGCUCCAUUGUCUUUCAUCUCUCUCACCCCAUCAAAAGAGACCGUCUUUCAUCUGGCUGCAAGAAACAAUAACAUGGAUGCCUUUGUUUUCAUGGCAGAGCGUUUGGGAAGUAACGGCCAGAUUCUUUUGCAGCAAGGAGAUGAAAAUGGCAACACUGUCUUACACACAGCUGCAUCCGUGGCUUGUGGUGCUCCAUUUAUUCGUUACAUUAUUGGUACGAAGAUAGUAGAUAUCAACAAGAAGAACAAGAUGGGUUCUGCAGCUUAUUACCUUCUCCCCCAUGAUGCUCAAGAUUUUGAGUUGAUAUCAAGCUGGCUGAGGUUUGAAAUCGAGACUUCAGACGAGCUGGAUACUGAGAGCAAUGAAGUAUACUUAGACCUACCUAGUCCAUUGAUCAGUAGUAAACCAGAACGGUCAUGCUUUAAACCUUCAGAGAUACGCAAAACUCCUGAAGAAGAUGAGGUAAUACAGUUGCUGAGACUAAUCGAAGAAAACACAUCAGCGAUGGCAGAGAGAAAGCUACGCAAGGGACGUGAAGUUGGAAAAGGUCACGAGAGCUUGGAAUAUGACAUGUACAUAGAAGCGUUACAAAACGCUAGAAACACGAUUACUAUAGUGGCGGUAUUAAUUGCUUCAGUUGCUUAUGCGGGUGGAAUAAACCCUCCAGGAGGCGUCUACCAAGACGGUCCAUGGAGAGGCAAAUCCAUAGUGGGUAAAACGAUAGCGUUUAAAGUCUUUGCGAUAUGCAACAACAUCGCACUCUUCACGUCCUUGGCCAUCGUGAUUCUUCUCGUUAGCAUCAUACCUUACAAGAGGAAACCCUUGAAGAGGUUACUGGUGGCCACACAUAGGAUGAUGUGGGUUUCUGUAGGGUUCAUGGCCACUGCUUAUGUUGCAGCAUCUUGGGUGACCAUACCGCAUUACCAUGGAACACGAUGGUUGUUCCCAUCCAUUGUGGCCGUUGCUGGUGGAGCGUUGGCUGUACUGUUUUCGUAUCUUGGUCUUGAGGCUGUUGGUCAUUGGCUUAAGAAGAAAGCUCGUAUAGGAGUUAUACCUUCCUUUGCAAGGACCAGUUCAGAUUUGGCUGCCUCAGGAAAAUCAGGCUAUUUCGCUUAUUAA
Molecule: messenger RNA, 1803 nt
Organism: Eruca vesicaria subsp. sativa (arugula)
Lineage: Eukaryota; Viridiplantae; Streptophyta; Magnoliopsida; Brassicales; Brassicaceae
Source: the annotation of a GenBank genome assembly